AUGGCAAAACUUGAGGAAUAUAGUAUCGAGGAGCGAGUUCGAGUCAUGUUUGGAUCCGCUGCAGAAGUUUCCAAUGACUUUCGGACACAAAUCAGAACAAUAGGAGAUGUUGAGUUGGAUGAGAAACAUCGAAUUUGCAAAUUUACAUCGUAUGAUGGAAAGUUGAAAUUGCAAGGAGAUCAGAAUAUUUCUGCAAGAUCUAAAAAGCAGUGGCCAAUUAGAGUCACUCUUGCCGAACUUACUGGAUUUAUGAAUUAUCUCGUUGAAAAGACAAAGGAUACCAUUGAGCCUGUGGUUGCAGCAAAAUUAUUCAGAGAAUUUAGUGAGCUUGAAGGAGAAGGACGAACGGACGGAGUCUAUUAUAAACGAUUUUACAAUCAACUAGCACCGAAUAUGGCAAAACUUGUGGAUUACAGUAUUGAGGAGCGUCUUCGCGUCAUGUUUGGAUUCGCUGCGGAAGUUUUCGAUGAUUUUCUGGCACAAAUCAGAACACUGGGAGAUGUUGAGCUCGAUGAAGGAAAACGAAUUUCCAAGUUUACCUCAACUGAUGGAAAGCUGAAUUUGGAAGGAGAUCACAGUCAUGCGGCGAGAAUGAAGAGAAGAUGUGCAGAAUAUCGAAACGCUUAUCGCGGUCGUCAUAUCUACGACGGCAAUCAAAUAUUGACAUUAGCUCUCGUUUGGCAGCUAAUGCGUGCCUAUACCCUCUCAGUUCUUGCUCAAUAUACUCAAUCUGGUGAUUCUCUGCCAACUGAUAAGGAUAUUGUUGCAUGGGUUAACGAAAAGCUCAAAAAUUCUGGAAAAUCCACAUCAAUUCGAUCGUUCCAAGACCCGGCAAUUUCCGAUGGAAAAGUUGUAUUGGAUCUGAUUGAUUCAAUUAAACCAAACGUUAUUGAUCAUAGUUUGGUGAAAAGUGGCAAAAGUAAUGAGGAUAAAAUGUCAAAUGCAAAAUAUGCAAUCACUUGUGGACGAAAGAUUGGAGCAAAGAUUUACGCGUUGCCAGAGGAUAUUGUUGAGGUGAAGCCAAAAAUGGUGUUGACAGUGUUUGCAUGUCUAAUGGCUCGUGACUAUCUUCCCGAUAUGAAGCAAGGAGCAGCUUCUGCUCCAAUUGUUCCGAUGAUUAAUGGAAAUUAG
Molecule: messenger RNA, 1131 nt
Organism: Caenorhabditis elegans
Lineage: Eukaryota; Metazoa; Nematoda; Chromadorea; Rhabditida; Rhabditidae
Gene: Y73B3B.1
Product: Calponin-homology (CH) domain-containing protein
Exons: 6
Coding region: 1-1131 (376 amino acids)
Source: RefSeq, marked reviewed